AUGUCGUCGAGCGCGACGCGCGCGCGGAGGCUCGCGUCGACGGCGGCGCGGGCGACGUCGUCGAGCGCGCGCGCGUCGACGGCGGUCGAGGGCGCGAAUCGAGCGCGCGACGCGCGGCGACGCGGGACGAAUCGAGGCGGGAGGCGCGACGACGACGACGACGACGAGAAAGACGCGCGGAAGCGAGCGACGGACGCGACGACGCGCGAGGCGUACGUCGCCGCGCUGGGGGACACGGUGCGCAAGGUGAAGGUGCUGUCGCUGGCGUCGCUGGCGGUGACGGUGGUGGGGUGCCCGACGUUCGUGGAGCUGUCGCAGCCGGAGCUGGCGUUCGAGGCCAAGGCGGCGGUGAACGCGACGGUGAUCGGGUUCGGAGGGUUCACGACGGCGCUGUUGCAGUGGUUCAUAUCGCCGUACGUGAGGAGCAUGCGAUUGGACGCGAGCAAAGGGACGGUGACGGCGAGGAAAUUGAAGUGGAACGCGAGCGAAUACGAGACGACGUUCGCGGCGAGCGCGAUGAAGGAGAGCGAAAGCUCGAGACCUUUGGUGUCGUGGGAGGCGGAUGGGAAGCAUUAUUACGUGGAGAUGGGGAUGGUGCCAAAAUAUAUGUACGAUGAGUUGGAUCUGGCGCGGUUCGACGAUCAGGCCAAGGCGGAGGCGGCGGCGAGAGAGAUGGACGAGGAGGAGGAGUGA
Ostreococcus lucimarinus CCE9901 is the source of this 693-nucleotide messenger RNA. RefSeq lists its product with no specific name. Gene Ontology annotation, cellular component: mitochondrial membrane. Gene Ontology annotation, biological process: mitochondrial proton-transporting ATP synthase complex assembly. The transcript has a single exon. The coding region runs from base 1 to 693 and encodes 230 amino acids. NCBI's taxonomy places the organism in Eukaryota, Viridiplantae, Chlorophyta, Mamiellophyceae, Mamiellales, Bathycoccaceae. The record is from RefSeq and is a predicted model, not a curated record.